GCUGCUUGCAUUUGUGAUUUAUGCUUAACGUCUACGAUAAUGCUUUUAUGCAAGUAGGCAACUGACAUCGGAUUUUUGAUCAAGAUUGAACAUAUCAAGCCAUUCGAAAACAACAAAUUUGUUGAGAUAUCGGAGGAGAACACAACUCAACACUAGCUUCGACUCAGUAGUGGUCGUUGUUAAGUGCGUUGGGGAUGCGAUGAUGAUGAAGUGCUGCUGGGUACUCGUUUAUUUCUUCAGCUUUUCAAAGCUGUUUUUUAGAUAUGAGAACUUAGUUGUGGCAGAACCGAGGCCAUUGUAUCUGUUUUGUCGUCGCAAACAAAUUACUACUCGUAGAAAUCAUUGCCGCAAAUGAACCGCAACCACUAGUAAGGAAUAAGUUGAAUCAGGUAACUCGGACAUCAAAUUCUAUAACAAGCACAAUAACAUAGAGUUAGAACCUCAACUAACUAGUCGGCUUCUGAUGCCGAUAUAGUUGUUUUUAUGUGUUUCGAGAUUUUUUUAGAGGCCAUCGACCACUACAAUGAUGAACAAGGAGUACAUGAUCAAGAUCAACAUCAUUUCACAACCUACGCACACCCCCUAUGUCAGUGCCCUGCGUGCCCGUCUUUUGGAUUGAUUGUACACUUCAACGGUCUGUGCCGUUAUGUGAAGUUUCAAUCUUGCGGUGUGACAUCGAGGUAUGGCACACGCACACAGACUUACACACACGUAUUCGGGAAGUUAUAAUGGAUAAUGCCGCCCCUAGCUAGGUUCCACACUACUAAUAACUAGAAGAACGAAGGAUGAACUAGUGCAGUUUAAUAAAGAUAGGAGGAGAACUGUCUGCGAGGCGACGAUGAUGAUGAGGAAAGGCGUAAAUUGACGGGAAGGAUCCUCAAUUGAGGGGUAGGGAAAAAUAGUCAAUACGAGGAACCACUUCCAGUGGGGUGCAGUCACUGACUCCUAAUAUGCGACUGAUCGAUUUACAAUCACAACAGUUAAAGUUAUAAUAUAACGAUACGCUAGGUAGAAGACGUAAUAAGCCGGGAAGUGGUAGGGUAGUCUUUCUGUCAUCCCCUAAUGCUCCUAGUGAACGUGGUUGGAUAUGAUGGAAGUGCUAUCAAGCAGUAGGAUGCCGUCUUUCACCGCCGCGGUGUACACAGACAUCCCUGGAGAUUAGAAAGAAUUCGCCAAGAACCCGGCAAAUGUGAUCGGUUGCGACUUGCGAUAUAUGUAGUCGUUGUGAAAGUCAAACACAAGUGUGAGUAAACUGGGGAUGCUUGUUAGAAGGAGAUCACCACGAAGAACGAAACUUAAAGCCAACCAUUUCUAUGUGAAGGCAGGCGAUGAGUUAUCAGCAACAGGCUUCAAUAACUUCGAUGUAUGAGUAUAAUCUUGUGCUAAGGCUUUGGGGUGCGGAGACCGGCCGGAAGUUUCACAACUUCUUGCAUGGUCGAAGCAAAGUCAGAUUGUCUUUCAUGGUCGUAAACCCCUGGAAGCGCAGCGAAUAAGACAACCUGUGCAUGGUCACAAAAUUCAGGUGCUUUCCGCUAACGUUGAAAGGAUGCAAAAAAGUCAUCAGUAUAAAAGAUGAUAUGUUUUUUAGUCCUGUGCAUUUCGUACCGCAAUGACAAGACCUUGGUAAGUUUCUGUUGGUGGGAAACUCCGCACACGGGAAGGGCUAGAAUAAAAGAGUUUGAAGUCAGUUAGUAAGGUGUCUAAAGUGAACUCGAAGUAUGGACGGCGUUGUGG
This is a messenger RNA of Amoebophrya sp. A25, 1734 nucleotides long. Lineage: Eukaryota; Dinophyceae; Syndiniales; Amoebophryaceae. The record is from the annotation of a GenBank genome assembly.